Messenger RNA from Frankliniella occidentalis (western flower thrips), 1716 nucleotides. RefSeq names its product cyclic GMP-AMP synthase-like receptor. The coding region runs from base 127 to 1476 and encodes 449 amino acids. The record is from RefSeq and is a predicted model, not a curated record. The transcript is spliced from 10 exons. NCBI's taxonomy places the organism in Eukaryota, Metazoa, Arthropoda, Insecta, Thysanoptera, Thripidae.
GGCCCAGCUCGGUUGGGUUGGGCUGUAUCCGUUGACCCAGUCAGUCGUACGCUGUCGCAGAAUCAGCGUCUCUUUCCGCUUACACUCGCGGUAAGCUGUUCGCUUGUGUGGAAACACAUCCGGACGAUGUGUCUGCGCCUGCUGCUCGCCGGCGGCAGCCUGGCCCUUCUCCUAGGGAUGGUCGCCUGCGGCCAGAAAGGAGCAGCAACCAGUGUUACUAGUGAAGGUGACAACAGGGUUCGCUUACCUGCUCGAAGUGACUACACCAAAUUUGAUCCGUGGCUCCAGAAGCUUCUGGCGAAGAUCGAUAUCGUAGAUGACGAAAGGAAACGAUUUAUGAGGGCGUAUAAGGCGUUUGAGAAAGAUUUAGUAGGGGUCUUAAGAACAGAAGAACCACUUUUUAAAUUGACCUUUAGCAGAGUCCAUCCAACUGGUAGUUCAUUUGAAGGACUGCGAAUCAGCUCGCCGAACGAGUUUGACAUGAAUGCGGUUCUGAACUUGCCUCUUGAAAAUAAGGGAGAUAUCCAGGUCCGAGAAGAUGAGGCAGCGGGCCAUUUGACAUUAACGCUUCUUAAAUCAGCUACUGAUUACUUUGGAGAAACGUGGUUUACAAACUAUAUUAAGCAGAAAGGCGAGAGUUUCAAGAUCAACGACAUACGAAAAACACUGAUAAAAUUGUGGAACGGCAAAAACCUGAGUCGUGAAAAUGUGUUGCGCUGGAUGCAGAGUGCUGCAGACCGUACCCUCGUAAAAUUGAAAAACAACAAGGAUCUAGAACUCUGGGCUGUUAUAAAGAGUAUAAGCCGAAGACGGGCUGGCCCAGCCAUCACGUUUGACGUUUGUACCAAAGCCGGUGAAUACCUCUCCGUCGACUUUGUACCGGCUCUUUCGUUCCAGGAAGAUGUUCUCACAAAAGAAAUGCGAAAACGUGUAAAGGAAAUUUCCCGGAAAAAGAGAGAAUGGUAUGUCAUUCCAAAGGGUCCUCCAGAAUCAGCUGCCAAGGUAUGGCGUGCUUCGUUAUGGGACCACGAAAGGGAUUAUAUAUCAGGUUUGGAGCACUUCAAACCACUAGUCCGUCUCCUUAAAAAACUCCGUGACGAGCAAAACUGGACUGGCCUAGCUAGCUACUACAUCAAAACGUCCGCAAUGCUGAUCGUCGAGGACAUGAAAUCUGAGGGACGGUCAUACUUUAAGCGUAGCAUCGGCGUACUUCUCAUGAGGGGCUUGAAACAACUAAAGGAGCUUACUAACGCUUGCAAACUGCCUUUCUUUUGGGACAAGAAAAAUAAUCUCCUUGCAAAUAUGAAUGAGAGCACUUGUAUGAAUAUUUCCAAACGGCUGAACAUCGUGUCGAAAAGUUUUGAGAAGAGCUUGACAGACGAUUCAGAAGAUCCUAUGAUUUACUUCGGAACAUCUAAAGACGGACUGAAACAACGGAAUACAAGAAAUGCAGCAGGUGGUGUGUGCGUCAUCUAAUGAAAAUGAGUUCCGGCCAGUAGAACCACACAAUUGAUAUCUGAACUUUACUUCAAGAAACAAGCAACCUAUAAUGACUCAUGACCAAUGUCAUUCAUCCAACAAGGACCGUAACCGAACUACUAUUUGCUUUGAACUUUGCACCAUAGCGUGCGACAGUAUCCUAAGAUCGCAUUUUUUUAUCCGAGAAAUCGAAAGGUGUUUUUGUGUUCUGUAAAUAAAUCAUAACAGAUCCUAAAA